GUGACGUCAUCGAGUGACGCUCGUUCACCGAUAGAAAAAAAAAAAACAAACAAGAAACCCGAGGAAGAGAAGUUGAAGCUUGGCCCAGGACUAGCCAUCGAUUCCACCUACCAAGCGUUUCUUCCUUCUGCCGUGCAUUUCUUUCUUGCACUCGACGUCGCGGGGACAGAAAUAGCCAGACCAGGCCAUGACGUCAGAGAAAGCCGAACAUGUGGCGGGUAUUGUCCUCCAGCCCUUAUGGAAGACACAGAAAAUAGAUUGGACUGUACGAAAGAACGUGUUUGAAAAAAGUACACUGAACUACAACAUUGGCUUACAGGACGACAGAGGUCUCAAGGGGAGGCAACCUUUCUCUUUUCGAAAUGACAUGCGCAAAGAGACCGCCUAUAUCAUUCACAAGGAGCUAACAGAUCGUACAAAAGACCGCCCAGCAAACCCUCCACGUUACCGCCCACCUUACAACCGGAAGCGAUGGAACAAUGACGUCACACGGAAAUUACCAACUCCACAGUGAUUUGUGUUUUGUUUUGGCUGAUGUGAUACAAAUGGGCGUGGCUUUAUUUUUUUUGCAUGUGAUCAAAUGGGGCGUGGUUUGAUUUAAAAAUGGUAAACAUUCUAUGACGUUUGACGUGUGAGCACGCGGGGUGGUGUAUGUGUAUGAUUUGUGCGGCGACCCCUGGAGAAGCAGAUCUCUGUGUGUGGGGGGACCUGUGUGUGGGGGUACCUGUGUGUGGGGGAGACUCAGGCCGUGCCAAGUGUGAGAGACCUCAUCGUCUGCUGCUGCAGACAUCAUCCAUUCAUUUGCAGCGCUGGCGUGUCCUUAAGGUGCCGUUCACACGACCGCUAAUAAACCCUGAACGCCAUUUUGUUUUGGCCAGGGUUUUAAGACAGUUUAGUCCAGUCUAAUUUCAUUGCCAGUUAGGAUCGAAAAUCAAUUUGAAAAAAAAAUAAAAUAAACAACAACACCUAAAUCUAUUUUAAUAUUUAUAAAUAAAAAAAUAUUUUUUAAAAAAGGUAAAUUUUGGGAUGAAAUUAUACAUUUAGGAAACGAAUAUCUCUUUUUUAAAUAACAGCUUCAUACCAGAAUAACAGUCACCUUAAUUAAUAUAGACGGUGUGUUCAUAACUAUCAUUUAGAUUUAUCUUUACACCCGGGUCAUGUUAACAUUGCGCUGUUUAAUUUACACAGCUGUUCGCUUUACAGCUACAACCAAUGUUUACAUGAUGCUGUCUACUUUACAUACACACCUACAGCCGUUGUGUACGGAAUUUUGUCUAUUUUACGUUUACACCUGUACGUAUAGUGUAUACACUCGGCUGUAGACUGAAUCAUUUCAUGGCAUAUGGUUCAAUAAACAUGCUAUAUCAACCAG
This is a messenger RNA of Physella acuta, 1372 nucleotides long. RefSeq lists its product as uncharacterized. Lineage: Eukaryota; Metazoa; Mollusca; Gastropoda; Physidae. The record is from RefSeq and is a predicted model, not a curated record.